Messenger RNA from Ascoidea rubescens DSM 1968, 2244 nucleotides. RefSeq names its product Atp25p (gene ATP25). NCBI's taxonomy places the organism in Eukaryota, Fungi, Ascomycota, Saccharomycetes, Ascoideales, Ascoideaceae. Gene Ontology annotation, biological process: mitochondrial gene expression; mitochondrial proton-transporting ATP synthase complex assembly; mRNA stabilization. Gene Ontology annotation, cellular component: mitochondrion. Bases 1 to 2244 code for a protein of 747 amino acids. The record is from RefSeq and is a predicted model, not a curated record. The transcript has a single exon.
AUGAUUAGAAGCAGAUUGGGUUCUCGAGCAAUAAUACCAUUGUAUGGCAUAAGAAACGCCUGGCUUUCUCGGGCAGUUCAUAUCAACUCAUUUAUUUACCAAAAACAGAGCACUGGGCUUGAUAAUGGCGAGAAUACUCUCAACAAUAUACCAAUCGAGUCUGAUGGUGAAGUUGUUCAACUUGCAAAACCAAUAGAUAAUUUGAAUUUGGGUUUUCAGAAAAAUAGUAUUCUAUUGUUUUAUAAUUUGGCAGCUGCUUCAACUGUUUCAUCAAAGGGGUUUGAUCCGAUAACAUCGGAAGAAUACGGUCUUGAGGAGGAAGAAACCGAUGAUGUGUCAACUCCCUGGUAUUUGCGUGAUGAUAGUUCUGAGCUACAAGUCCCAAUCAGCGACAUUCAAAUGCCCGAAAUACCUGAAGAUGCUCCAAAAACACUUGAACCAAUCUUACUCGAUUUGACAAAACGAUUGGGUAUAUAUGAUGUUACAAUUAUGGAUCUUAAACUUUUGGAUUCAACCGACCAAACAGCUACAAAGGGUUUUGCUGAUUAUAUGAUCAUUGGGUCGUGCAAAUCGGAAAAACAUGCUUAUAAAGCUGCAAAAUUACAUGCUGAAUUUAUCAAAAAUACUUACUCUGAAAUCCCUUACGUUGAAGGUUUAGAUAAGUCUGCAACUUCAUCAGCAAAAUUAAAAAAAUUAAAAAAAAAAGCAAAAAAGAGAGUUUCUUCGGUGGAUAAAUAUUAUGGUGUAUCUGAUUCUUCUACAGCGAACAGUUGGAUUAUGAUUGACACUAAGUGUGAUAACAUCUUUAUUAACUUUCUAACUGAGCAAAGAAGAUAUGAUUUAAAUUUGGAGUUAUUAUGGUCGCCAAAAGAAGAACAUUACAAAUAUGUUCGUCACGAUCAAAAUAAAUUUGAUGAUAAUGACAAUAUUUUUUCUGGUAUUAGACGUUUUCAUUCUCUUUCUACUCCACAUUUGGAUUUGGAACUUAAACUCAACAAUUUCACAAACCAUACCAACUUUCAACCAAACUCUGGCUUGGGAACCAGAAAGUAUUCAACAAUGGCUCAAAAUGUUGAAGGAGUUGAAGGAUUUGAAAAAUUUGAACAAACAGGUGUCAAAUUUUUAAUUGAAAAACUCAAAGGUUUUCCUUUUUCUGGUAAUUUUUUAACGUCACUAUUGGCUUUUGACCGAAAUCCAGACCUUGCUUUUGAUAAUGAAGCUCUUGAUAACAUUUUAACAACAUUUGUUUUAUUUGCCAAUUUUUGCUACGUGAAAAAGUAUAAUGAUAUAAUUGAUAAGUAUUUUGUAGCUGCUUUUGAUGAAGUAUUUCCAUUAUAUGCGUCAAACAAUCAAUGGAUUAUAUAUUAUAAAUUUUUAGAGACAAUUCAUUUUAAUGAUCCAUCAUUGGUUUCUUUAGAGCAUCUAAAAGAAAAUUUAUAUAUGAAACAGUCUGGCGGCCAUAUGGUCACUCAAGAAGAUAUCAAAAUGUUUGUAAAUACUGUUGAAAAAUCUCCAGAAGUUUCAUUGAAUACCAAAUCACCUUCUAAGCUUGAGAAAAUUUUAAAUAAGAGAAUUUCUUUUAUAAUGUCCUUUUUCAAAGAUUGUUUUGUGUUGAGAACUCAAACAUUAGAAAUCAAUGAGGAUUUAUAUUUUUCAAUUUUGAAAGUUGCUGCUCCUCUUAAUUCUUCUCAUUUUAUAAAACCUGAACAAGUUUUGCUUGAAGUAUCUCGAGAAUUUUCUCCUGCGGUUCAUGUUUUAAAACCAAAAAAUUCUCUUGGAAACGACCUUUUUUUAUUCCCUGUUGAACAGCUUAUUAUGCUAACAGGCUACUUUUUCACCAACAAAAAUAUUUCUUUGGAAGUGAAGAAUAAAGCUUACUCUAUUUUAUUGAGUUAUAUGGUUUGUGCUGAUGAUUGGAUGGAUUUAUGGGCUUUGUGGUCCAGUAGAGGUGCUGUGCCAAAAGAUAUGUUGGAAAGAAAUUUAGCGUUUCGCACUACUCGAGGGUUUAAAUAUGAUAAAAAGCCUUGGAGUUAUUUUUUAAAUUUGCUUUAUUUAAAGGAUAAUCUUGCCGUCAAUAGAAAUUUGUUGACAAAAGUUAUGCCAUACUAUUUUAGAAACGAUUUUUUGAGUCACUUUAAAUCUGAAGAGCAGGAAAAAAUUAUAAACGGUUUGAAAAAAUUACUUAAUGUUGCUGAUCCUGAAAAACAAUGUAGUGAAAUAAGAGAUGCCAUUGAUUUUUGGUAA